Molecule: messenger RNA, 156 nt
Organism: Paramecium sonneborni
Lineage: Eukaryota; Ciliophora; Oligohymenophorea; Peniculida; Parameciidae
Source: the annotation of a GenBank genome assembly
AUGAAUAUAGAGACUCCUGAAACAAUCAAAGUUUCAAAAACUAAUAGUUCUAAUCCUAAUCAUUUUAGCUUGGUUACAGAAAAAAUAGAUUUUAACGAUCCAAGACCUUUAUUACGAUUUAAGACUCGAUUGGCUCAUUAAAUUAUGAAAAAGUGA